Mercurialis annua (annual mercury) is the source of this 929-nucleotide messenger RNA. Its product is annotated as short chain aldehyde dehydrogenase 1-like. NCBI's taxonomy places the organism in Eukaryota, Viridiplantae, Streptophyta, Magnoliopsida, Malpighiales, Euphorbiaceae. Bases 47 to 883 code for a protein of 278 amino acids. Gene Ontology annotation, molecular function: oxidoreductase activity, acting on the CH-OH group of donors, NAD or NADP as acceptor. The transcript is spliced from 2 exons. The record is from RefSeq and is a predicted model, not a curated record.
CAGAAAUUGAAAUCUUCCCCCUUUCAAGUUUUCUAUUUCAGUGAAAAUGAACUGCACUUCUUCACUAUCUCUUACUACCAAAAGAUUAGCAGGAAAAGUGGCAAUUGUCACCGGAGGAGCCAGUGGGAUUGGGUCCAGCACCUCUAAAUUAUUUGUCCAAAAUGGUGCUAAAGUAAUAAUAGCUGAUAUCCAAGAAAAUCUAGGCCAAUCACUAUGCCAAGAAAUAGGCGAAAACGGCGACGUUUCCUACGUUCACUGUGAUGUUACUAAUGACAAAGAUGUUCAAAAUGUUAUUGAUUUCUCCAUGUCCAAGUAUGGAAAGUUAGAUAUCAUGUACAACAACGCCGGCGUCACCGGAAACCUAGAUCCGACGAUCUUAGCCACUAGUAAUGAAAAUUUCAAAAGGGUUUUUGAUGUUAACGUCUACGGUGGUUUCUUGGGAGCCAAGCAUGCAGCUAGGGUUAUGAUUCCUGCAAAAAAAGGUGUAAUUCUUUUUACUUCGAGUAUUUCUUCAGUUUGCUGCGGAGAAUCACCGCAUGCAUAUACAAUGUCGAAGCAUGCAGUGGUUGGAUUGAUGAAGAAUUUAUGUGUGGAAUUAGGGCAACAUGGGAUUAGGGUUAAUUGUAUAUCUCCUUGUGCAAUUUCUACUCCAUUGUUAAGAAAUGGAAUGGGUAAAGAUAAGGAUUUUGUGGAGAAUGUUGUUUAUGAGUCUGCUAAUUUGAAAGGGGCGGUGCCGCAGCCGGAGGAUGUGGCGGAGGCCGCCGUGUAUUUGGGUAGUGAUGAGUCGAAGUAUGUGAGUGGAGUAAAUUUGUUGGUGGAUGGAGGGUAUACCACCACUAAUCAGUCUUUUAGUAAGGUACUACAGAAAUUAAUGUCACCAUGAUCGGAAAUUUUGAACGAAAAAAAUUAAUGUCUCCAUUAUUUAUUAA